This is a messenger RNA of Merops nubicus (carmine bee-eater), 933 nucleotides long. RefSeq names its product tRNA (guanine(37)-N1)-methyltransferase-like. Gene Ontology annotation, cellular component: mitochondrial matrix; cytoplasm. The transcript is spliced from 3 exons. The record is from RefSeq and is a predicted model, not a curated record. Gene Ontology annotation, biological process: tRNA N1-guanine methylation; mitochondrial tRNA methylation. Lineage: Eukaryota; Metazoa; Chordata; Aves; Coraciiformes; Meropidae. The annotation marks the transcript as partial.
AUGAAUAAUUUCUCUUCUAGGACUUUAUGGAGAUUUGGACACUCUGCCAGACUACUGAAAAGUAAUCAUUUUAGGACAGCUGCAUCAAAUACAUCAUUUCCAGCAGUUUGGCUGCUGUUGGAGCAAUAUUCUGGCAGAAUACCUGGGCUGUUUGUAAAAAGAGGUAUUUUUUUUACAAUGCCCGAAAUGGUGGAGGAAAAAGCCAAUCUAGACCUGUACUCGCCACAUCCAGAAGUGCGUGGGAUGACUGUGCUCAACAGAGAAGCUUUUAAAAGGACAGUUGUUGUCCCAGUUCUUAAAGUCAAGAAAGAAAUUGUGAACACCGUGCUCAAGUCCCUGAAAGAUACGGUACUGCAGCGGCCGGGUCUGAAGCGGGUGGUUGAGGACCCAGAAGAUGAGGACAAUAGACUUCUUAUCCUGGAUCCCCAUAAAGUACCAGACUUCUCACUGGGACAGUCGGAGCAAGAGGUAUUAAACCAGCUUAAUAUUCAUCCUGAGGUGUCCAAGUAUAACUUGGAGCUGACCUACGAGAAUUUCAAGUCAGAGGAGAUCCUACGAGCAGUCCUUCCUGAGGGUCAAGAAGUCACCUCUGGAUUUAGCCGUAUUGGUCACAUAGCUCAUUUGAAUCUUAGAGAUCAUCAGCUACCCUACAGACAUUUGAUUGGCCAGGUUAUAAUAGACAAGAACCCGGGCGUCACCUGCGUCGUGAAUAAAACCAGUAUCAUCGACAGCACGUACAGGAACUUCCAAAUGGAGGUGCUGGCUGGGGAGAGCAACAUGGUAACCAAGGUGAAGGAGAACAACCUCACGUACGAGCUGGACUUCUCCCAGGUGUACUGGAACCCGCGCCUCUCCACGGAGCACGGCCGCUUGGUGGGGCUGCUGCGGCCCGGGGACGUCCUGGCCGACGUCUGCGCUGGCGUCGGGCCCUUC